UUUCCAUUUUCAACGGGUGUGCAGAAGACUAGACUCGGAACAUUUCACACUGCAAAAAUACUAAAUCUGUUCAACCGCUUCACAAACGACACAAGAAAUAAACCAACGUCAUCGAUUUGUUGGUACAAGAAAUUAAAUCAAGGCAGCCAUUUCAAUUUGGUUUAAGGGUCAGGAUUAAAGCAGCAAACAUUGGCGACUAUUGUUUGAAUUUUCAAAAGGGGUGUACGCGUAGCUGGAUCGAAGAACCCACUUGCCUAGACUAGAGUUGCUAUAUAGAAAUUUCCACAGAACCCCCAACUCCCGUCUCCCUUUUACGCAUUUAAUGUUUAAUGUUCUUUGUCUUUCUUUCCUUUCAAAGUUGCAUAGGUUUCAGUAUUUAAGUCGGUUUGGUCAUAUUAUUAACAGUCCUUGAAGGAGCAUACAAAAGCUGCUGCUUUAUCAUAUAGAUAUGACUUGCUUCCCUUUUUUGUUCAGCAAGAGGGUAAAACCCCCAACAAGAAGUUUGGUCGACGAAGAAGAUUUUUCGAGCAUGCAAAAUGUUAAAUUUUACACAUACAAAGAGCUAAAAGUUGCAACCGAAGAUUUCAGCUUGGCGAAUAAAAUAGGGGAGGGUGGUUUUGGUUCUGUCUACAAGGGAAAGCUAAAAGAUGGAAAGAUUGCUGCCAUAAAAGUUCUUUCGGCUGAGUCAAGACAAGGAUUGAGGGAAUUCUUGACAGAAAUUAAUGUCAUCUCUGAGAUAGAACAUGAAAAUCUGGUUCAGCUUUAUGGCUGCUGUGUGGACGAUAAUCAUAGAAUUCUUGUCUACAAUUACCUUGAGAACAAUAGCCUUGCACAAACUCUUCUUGGACGAGGUUACAGUAGCAUCCUGUUUAAUUGGCGAACAAGGUCUAAGAUUUGCAUUGGAAUUGCACGUGGGCUUGCCUUCCUGCACGAGGAUGUACAGCCACAUAUUAUACAUAGAGAUAUUAAAGCUAGCAACAUUCUUCUCGAUCACGACCUCUCUCCUAAAAUUUCAGAUUUUGGCCUUGCGAAGCUUAUUCCAGCCAGCAUGACUCACGUCAGUACACGAGUGGCAGGAACAAUUGGUUACCUAGCUCCGGAAUACGCAAUAAGAGGGCAGGUGACAAGAAAAUCAGACAUCUACAGUUUCGGAGUCUUGCUUGUGGAAAUAGUCAGCGGAAGAUGGAACACUAAUACACAAUUACCAAUUGGAGAACAAUAUCUUCUUGAAAGGACAUGGAAUCUGUAUGAACGAGGAGAGCUCGUUCUCCUAGUUGAUACAUCCUUAAACGGGGACUUCGAUGCUGAGGUGGCUUGUAAAUAUCUAAAGAUUGGCCUACUUUGCACACAAGACAGUCCAAAACUUCGUCCAUCCAUGUCGACUGUGGUAAAGAUGCUAACGGGCGAGAUGAGUAUCGAAGACAGAAAGAUAACGAAACCGGGGCUGAUUUCGGACUUCAUGGAUCUAAAAGUAAAGAAUCCAGAUGAAAAGAAAGGGAAAAGAGAAGAGGGGGUGUCUUCUGAUAGUCUGUCCUCAGGAUCAAACAUCCUUGGAAAUUCAACAAUGUCAUCUGAAGCCUCAACUGUUACAACAGCAACCUUCACUGCACAAUAUGACAGGAAUACUUUCUCAUCUGUACUGUGAAAGUGACUAAACCCAAUUUAAUUUAUUCUCUUAGGUCGUAGAGUUUUGGGAAAGAGUGUUACAUUGUUUGAUAUGUUUUUUCUUUUGGUCGGAAGAGUUAUUGGAAGGCUUUGUAAUAUAUCGUAGAAAUUUAUAUGCGUUCCCUUGCUUUCCUUGGCUUCCA
Cucumis melo (muskmelon) is the source of this 1808-nucleotide messenger RNA. Its product is annotated as cold-responsive protein kinase 1. Bases 449 to 1645 code for a protein of 398 amino acids. Gene Ontology annotation, molecular function: protein kinase activity; ATP binding. The transcript has 7 exons. Gene Ontology annotation, biological process: protein phosphorylation. The record is from RefSeq and is a predicted model, not a curated record. Lineage: Eukaryota; Viridiplantae; Streptophyta; Magnoliopsida; Cucurbitales; Cucurbitaceae.